AUGGGACAUAAGGAGCAUGGAGGGACUUGGCACAUGGAAGCAGCUCAACUGGACACGCAAAGGAAGAAGGGAGAAGCCAUCUUGAAGACCAGCUCGACCGUCUACUCGACCAACCGGUCGAGUUCCUCAACUCGACCGGCCAAGCUUCAACUCGAUCGAGCUGAGAAGUCAAAGUGUAUGCGAACUCGAUCGAGUCGGUCUACAGAAGACUUGGUCGAGCUAGACUUUACAACGGGUAGAAAGAGGGUUCAGAGGUCACAGAGGGUACAAGAGGAACCUGAGGUGCUUGUUGCUGAUACAAUGGAUGUACCAGAGGGGAAUGGAAACCCUUUGGGAAUGGACUCGGUCGAGCUAGGCAAACUCGACCGAUUGGUCAAGGAGAUGCUCCAAACCGCCACCAACAGAGACAAGGGAUUGUUCCACCACCAGUGCAGAACCACAACUUUGAGAUCAAGCUGGGAAUGA
Microthlaspi erraticum is the source of this 465-nucleotide messenger RNA. NCBI's taxonomy places the organism in Eukaryota, Viridiplantae, Streptophyta, Magnoliopsida, Brassicales, Brassicaceae. The record is from the annotation of a GenBank genome assembly.